AUGGCUGGGGCUUCUCUGAACCUUUCUGGGAUGUCCCCGCAGCUAGUGGCUCUCACCUGCCUGCUUCUCACUUGUAGCGCACUGAGGGAACAGGUACCCUUGGGUGAAAACGUGUCCCACUGUGAGCUCUCCCUGCCUCCCUGGGGAGCGCUUGAUGGUGGUAGUCACCCGAACCCUGGCAUUCUGAUCGCUAACCCCGGGUUCCAAGUGCCACAGGGCCGCUCAGUUUGGAUCGACCUACUGCGGGACUUGGUGAUUCGAGUGCAGCGAGAGGACCAAUGCACGGUGACAGUGCUGGACAUCCCGCGGCUCCAAGGCACACUCUCCCCGCACCAAUUUCCCUGUGAUUUUGGGGCCCACCCGGUCCAGUACACUCACUUCGGCUCACCCAGCACCACAAGGACCCGGAUACAGCUGCAGCUACGCUGCUACAACGCAGGGAAUUCCACGCUGGUGCUGCCCUUCACCCUGCAAGUGAAUGUAGUCUUCCAGCUUCAGUUGGUGACAUGCAACAGGCCGUUGAAAGUGUUUAAAGUGCUAAUCUGCAGCCAGGCCAUCGACAGGAGAGUGCUAAACUUCACCUCCAGGAGCAGGUGCAGGCUCACCUUGAUUCCCCACCCUGGUGGACCACUCCCCAAGUAUGGACGCUUGGUGGACUCCACUGGGACCCCUCUCUCCAGGGGCUAUCUGGCCGACUGUGAGGCUUUUAUCCAGGCUGGGGUGCGCUACUAGCAUACUGUCACACCAUCCUCAGCCAGCAGGGACUACGUGCCCAUGCUAGUGGAGCUGCUGGGGCCAGAGUCUCAAGGCACCAGGUCAGUGGAGGUGCUAGCCCAGGAGUAUGUCCAGCUUCAAGUCAGAAUCCAGAGGGGAGCCAGGAACACAGCACCGAGACCCAGGCUCAGGGCUCUAAUGAUGGUAGAAGUUGAACAAUCCUUACUGACCGCCCUGACUGCGCUGGCUGCAGAAGACAGCGAGUCAGACCCUGACGACUUAGUCUUCAACAUUCUCAAUGUCCCCAAGUCUGCACCUGGACACCAGAGUCGACAGGGUUAUGUGGUGAACACAGAUGACCCCCUGGGCCUUCCAGUCUCUUUCUUUACCCAGAAAGAGCUUCGAGAGCUGAAAAUUGCCUAUCGACCCCCAGCGGGGAGCUCAAAAGGGGACCGCAUCUUUCUGCUCAAACUGCAGGUGGUGGAUGAAGAUGGUGACACCUCUGAGCCUUUUGCCUUCAUGGUGGUGGUGAGGUCUAUAAAUGCUCUGGCUCCGAUAGCUAACUCCAGUGGACGACUUGCGGUUUUUGAAGGCCAGGCAAGGCCUGUGUCCGAUGCCCAAAGCUUUCAGGUCAAUGAUAAAGACAAUUCGAAAGAAAUAAGAAUCGCUGCAGUCAGAGGUUUGCAACACGGGCAGCUGGUGGUGCGUGGGGCACCUGCUGGAUGCAAGUAUUUCACACCAGCAGACCUAAGUACAGGGCAUAUAGUGCAUGAUGGUAGUGACUCUUACAGCGACAACAUCAUCCUCAAGAUGGAGGAUGGGCACCACCAGGUGGACUUCCUGUUCCCCAUCGCGAUCGUGCCUUUGGACGACAACAAGGCACCAGUGCUCACCACCAACACGGGACUCUCCGUGACUAAAGAACAGAUAGUCCAGAUAUCCCCCUUUGUCUUGUGUGCCACCGAUAGUGAUUCCGAGGACUCAGCUAUCCUCUUUGUGUUGGAAGACCAACACCCGGAAGGAAAAGAGGAAGAGGGGCAUAAAAAUCUAGCCCCUGGUUCCUACGGCUCAAGCCAGCACCCCGGCAGCAUGCUGCUUAGGCAGGUUAAGACCCCCUCAUCCCUUCUGCACAGUGACUGGCACUACGUGGAAAAGGAAGGACUUUAUGAGAAAGUAGUAACUGAGUGGCUGCAGAGAGACAUAAUGGAAGGGAGACUGUUCUUCUCCCAUCCUGGACCACACAGCAGCACAUCUCCAGUGGUCCAUCUGGCCUUCCAUGUGCAGGAUGACCAUGACUCACCAAAUGUCUCCAACCAGCACUUGUUUACCGUCAGCCUCCAGCCUACAGAUAAGCUGCGUCCUCAGCUGUCUCCAGAAAUUACCCUAGAAAUGACAGUGCGAGGAUACCAGCUCACUCCCUUCCAGAAGAAGUCCCUCCAGGACACUGACCAGAACUCGGAUGAACAGAACCUGUGGUAUACUCUACUGACACGACCAACGGAUAUGGACAGCAACCACCAAGUCCAGGCUGGAGAAAUCGUGCUCACUGAUUCACCAAAUAGAUCCAUCACUCAUUUUACCCAAGCCCAGGUCAAUCAUCAAAAAAUUGCUUAUCGACCCCCACAGAAGAAUCUGGGCCUCGUACCCCGAGUUGUACAAUUCACCUACAAGGUGGAAGACACUGCAGGCAACAGUGUGCCUGGCACAUUCACACUAUUCCUGCAGCCUUUGAACAAUCAGCCACCAAAAGUCAUCAACAGAGGCUUUGCUGUCUUACAGGGAAAUAGCUUUAUUCUUGGCAGAGGUGAACUUAAUGUUUCAGACCCUGACACCAAUGCUGAUCAAAUUGUCUUCAUUUUAGUUUGGGGUCCCCAGCAUGGACACUUACAGUACUUUUAAAAAUAUAUGGUUUUAGGAGAAUCAUUUAUGCUAGCUGAUGUUAUCAAUGGGAACAUCUCUUAUCAGCACAGUGGAGACCAGACAACCAGUGACAUCAUCUACCUAGAGGUAAGUGAUGGAGUACACCAUAUACCCAUCACUGUCCAGGUUUCUGUGUGGCCCACUGUGGCUGACAGAAGUCCCGGAAUCUCUAUUGCAGGGACUCCAGUGUUGGCUAUUUCUCUAGAUGUGCUUGAAAACGCAGCUUCUGAGAUCACCAUGGGCAUUAUUCAUGGCAGAAAGGGCGCAAAGGAUUUGAUGCUCUCUUUCAUUGUGGAGGACAUGCCCAAACUGGGCAUGAUUCGGGUGAAUGGUUUACCUGCAGAACGAGUCACUCAGGAGGACCUCCUUGGUGGGGCAGUAAGCUAUGUUCACACUGGAGGCGAAAUUGGCUUCCAAAGGGUACAUGAUGCAUUCAGCUUCAUCCUCUCCAAAGAUGCUUAUCCCUGGACCAUGGGCGACAACACGCUAGAGAGGGUGCUGGUGGAAGUGACAGUACUGUCCAUGGACAACAUGCCCCCUGAGGUCUUGGUAGGAGAGCCCUUUGUCGUUUAUGAAGGUGGGAAGAAGCUCUUGACCCCACAACAUGUCAAAAUUGAAGAUGUGCACACUUCCAAAGAUGAAAUCCUUUGCACUCUGACUGCACAGCCAUCCUCCGGCUACCUGGAAAACUUGGCACCGGCUCCGGGUUCAGAAGUGUCACCUGGCAGCCCCAUCAGUGCCUUCUUCAUCAAGGAUGUUUGAGUGGGGUGCAUCAAUUAUGUACAGAGCAUCCAUAAGAGAGCAGAACCAGGAGCAGAUCAAUUCGCCUUUUACUGCUCUGACGGCAUCAACUUCUCCCCAGAUGUCCUCCUCCCUCUCACCAUCUUGCCCACCAAUGAUGAGCAGCCUGAAGUUGUCAGCCAUGAGUUUGUGGUAUUAGAGGGGAUGAGCCGGGUCAUAGACACCUCGCUGGUGCAUGGGGUCGAUGCUGACUUCCCAUCAGCAGAUAAGCUUCACUUUCGACUCACCGUCCUCCCCCAGCAUGGACGAAUCAUACAGCAGCUGACCGCAGGCAGUAAGCCCAUCCAUGGCUUUACCUUGCAGAAGAUCCAAGAGCCCUCCUCCAUUGACUAUGAGCAUGAUGACUCAGAGAGCACGGAGGACAGCUUCGAGUUCUGGCUGAGUGACGGCAGGCACGCCACUCACAAGAAGGUGCCCAUUGUUGUAAUUUUGGUGGAUGAUGAGGUUCCUCGGCUGACCAUCAAUGGCGGGCUCGAAGUAGAAACUGGACACUCCGAGAUCAUCACAAAUCAGAGGCUCAGAGCCACGGACGUUGACUCAGAUAACAAGAGUCUCAGGUUUGUUCUCCGCUCUGAGCUCCAACAGGGGCUUCUGCCAAGAGGGAAAAGAGAGGAGCUCCAGCUAGAUCCCAGGGGUGGGAUCCCAGUCUCCAGACAUCUUGGGAAGGGACUUACGUUUCCGGAUCUUCGUUUCUUCCUUAAUUUCAUCAGUCAAGGAUUCAACAGAGGCCUUGUCUCCUUCCAUGUGCAGAGCGCCACAGCUGCAGGGAACCGGGGACUGCAGGAUGCCACCAUGCCUCGGAGCCUGUUCAGCCUGAGCAAAUCGAAGGGCGGGAUUCAUGGCCAGGAAGCAAACGAUCAUGUUGUGAAGUUCCUGCUAGAAGAUCUUCAGAGUGUGGAGAGUGCAGAUGCCUUACAGAAGCUAACUGCAGCCUCCAGCCAACUCCAGUCCCCGUCAUUGUUCCUUCCACUGCUUCUGCUCACGGCCUCUUUCUCCCUCACACUUGCAGGAGGAAACCAGCUGAGAAAUCAUGCUUUCCAUCUACAGUGGGCUUGGAUUUCUUUGGAAAAAGAGUGCUACAUUGUGGAUGGAGACUCCCCAUUCCUUAAAGUGACCCUCACCCGCAGGGGAUACCUUGGAAGCACAUCUGUCAUUAGUAUUAGAACCAAAGGAGACACUGCUGAAGAAAAUAAGGAUUUUAAAGGAAAAGCUCCUACACUGGUCCAGUUCAGUCCUGGUCAGACUACAGCCACGUGGAAGGUGGGACUUAUACCCGACACCAAGUAUGAGAUCUCAGAAACUUUCCAGAUCAUUCUCUCAGAACCUGGCAGGGCUGCACUGGAGUUUCCAGAGAUGGCAACAGUUGAAAUUGUAGAUCCUGAAGAUGAAUCAACAGUUUACAUUCCGGAGGCAGAAUACAAGCUGCCAGAGGCUGCUGGGGAGUUUCUGGUUCCUGUAAGACGAUCUGGGGAUAUUAGCCAGGAGCUCACAGUCAUCUGCCCCACUGGUCCAGGUUCUGCCACGGGUACAAUUCCUUCUGUGGAGUUAUCUUUGUCAGAUUAUGUCUCAAGACCAGAGGAUAGCACCAGCAUGCUCCACUUUGAAGAGGAUGAGGGUGAGAAGACCUGACAGGUCCUGAUUAUCAAUGACUCCCUUCAUGAAGAGGAGGAGUCCUUCAGCAUUGCCCUGAGCCUGCCAGUGGGAGGGCAGCUGGGAGCCAGAUUCCCCACCGCCAGGGUAACAGUCCUGGCUGACAGAGAGGAUGAGCCUGCCCUGCACUUUGACUACUCUGAGUAUCACAUUGAGGAAUGUGCUGGCUACGUGGAGGUGGCCAUCUGGAGAAGAGGCGCUGACCUUUCACGAGCAUCUUCUGUCAUGGUGCGCUCUGGGAGGACAGAGCAACUCGCAGCAGAAGCUAGGACAGACUAUGUUGGUGUCAGCCAACAUCUGCAUUUUAGCCCAGGAGUGAGUCUGCAAAGACUCCGAGUGACAAUCCUUGAUGACCUGCCACGGCCUGCCUUUCAGGGUCCAGAGAUGUUUGAAUUACUUCUCCAGAUGCCUACAGGUGCAGUGCUUGGAGAACUGAAUAAAACCACUGUUAACAUCAAUGACAAGAUCACCAACUGUGAAGAGGAGUUUGUGUAG
Apodemus sylvaticus (European woodmouse) is the source of this 5580-nucleotide messenger RNA. It is a transcript of the gene Frem3, whose product is annotated as FRAS1 related extracellular matrix 3. Gene Ontology annotation, cellular component: membrane. Gene Ontology annotation, biological process: cell communication. Lineage: Eukaryota; Metazoa; Chordata; Mammalia; Rodentia; Muridae. The record is from RefSeq and is a predicted model, not a curated record.